CGUCCUGCGGCGUAGAGACCGUCAUGGCUAGUACUCCAAAUUGUCCCCCAGUUCGGAUCAAUCAGCGGAGGACCAUUAUCCAAGGCCCCCAGACAGCUUCGCAAACUCGUGAACGUCAUUAUCUGCUAGCCGUCAAUCGAGAUGCCGGAUACCGAAGGAAGAACGGUAGUUCCAGAAAGCUCCCAUCUCGAGCGCCAUGGGUACCUUUUCGGCCACCCUAUCGCGCAUUCGAUGUCACCUCUACUACACCAGACUGUGUAUGAUGGGCUAGGCCUCAAUUGGGCGCAAAUCCCUUUAGAUUCCCUUGACAUGACCCUGUUUUUAAGGUUAAUACAGGAUCCGAAGUUUUAUGGCGCCUCUGUGACGAUGCCACAUAAAGUUGCUAUACUCCAACACCUUGAUGGUCUAACACCCGAAGGCCAGACUGUGGGUGCUGUCAACACACUUUUCGUCCGACAUGAUCCUGAAACCGGCAAGCGACUGUACAUGGGGACCAAUACCGACGUGAUUGGCGUGCGCGACGCUUUUUACUUUAAUGUCAAGGAUCCCGACUCGUGCGUUCACAGACGACCAGCCUUGAUUGUUGGGGGUGGCGGUGCGGCUCGAAGCGCGGUAUAUGCGUUGAGCAAAUGGAUGAAAGCAACCAAGAUCUAUCUCGUGAACCGAGACCGUAAAGAGGUUCAAGCCAUAAUCGAUGAGUGUACCUCAAAGGGCUAUGGCGACGGGCUCAUUGAUGUAUCGACUGUUGAGCAAGCAGAACUGUUGGAGGGGGCUGGUGCCAUUGUAGCUUGUGUCCCCAACGUUCCAGUUCGGACGUCUGAGGAAGCAGAGGCAAGGCGCGUACUUGAGUGUUUCCUCAACAAGCCGCACAAGGGCGCCCUGCUUGAGAUGUGCUAUCAUCCUUCGCCUUGGACUGAGAUUACAGCUCUUGGCGAGAAGGCUGGAUGGCAGAUUAUACUAGGGACAGAAGCGAUGAUCUAUCAGGGACUGGAGCAAGACCGAUACUGGACUGGGAGAGGCGUGGAACAGCUGCCAGUACAAAAAGUGCAUGAAGCUAUUGCUGCAGAAAUGAGGGAGUCGCGGUUGUGUGAUGUGGUCAUGUGAGACGUUGCAACAGCACCAAGGAAUUAGGAAAUAGAAAGCCAAACAUCUUUGAUAAGAUGUCAAUGUUUGAUUCCACGUGGGAAGUCGUAAGACAGAAGUCGAUGCCCAGGUGUUCCCGUUUACUCAAGAG
Cucurbitaria berberidis CBS 394.84 is the source of this 1234-nucleotide messenger RNA. RefSeq lists its product as uncharacterized. The record is from RefSeq and is a predicted model, not a curated record. Gene Ontology annotation, molecular function: shikimate 3-dehydrogenase (NADP+) activity. Gene Ontology annotation, biological process: chorismate biosynthetic process; shikimate metabolic process. The coding region runs from base 142 to 1104 and encodes 320 amino acids. NCBI's taxonomy places the organism in Eukaryota, Fungi, Ascomycota, Dothideomycetes, Pleosporales, Cucurbitariaceae. The transcript is spliced from 2 exons.